Emiliania huxleyi CCMP1516 is the source of this 1398-nucleotide messenger RNA. RefSeq lists its product as hypothetical. Gene Ontology annotation, biological process: dephosphorylation. Bases 1 to 1398 code for a protein of 465 amino acids. The record is from RefSeq and is a predicted model, not a curated record. The transcript has a single exon. NCBI's taxonomy places the organism in Eukaryota, Haptophyta, Isochrysidales, Noelaerhabdaceae. Gene Ontology annotation, molecular function: phosphatase activity.
AUGGAGUCGGCCUCGACGGAGUACAGCUUGUACACCGCUCCCACCGCCCGGCCCUUCUCUUGGCGACCACCGGCGUUGCUGCUUGUGAGUGCAGCCACUCUCCUCCUUGGAUCUCACGCGUUUCCGCGCCUGGCCGCCCUGAAUGCGGUGCCCGCACCAUUUGUGUAUGACUACUGCCAGGCCCCGCCGCCGCACAUGGGCGGGGCGGACAAUCUGCAGCUCGUGCGCAUGGCGGUUGUGGCGCGGCACGGCGAUCGCUCUCCGCUCGUGAAAUAUGUCGGCCGGGAUAAAUACAAUGCGUGGGGAGACUGCGAGCGGUGCAAGAGCUCGGGCCUGUGGGACAGCGCGUGCGGCGGCGGCGGCGCGUGCUACGUUGGGCAGCUGACAGACAAGGGCCAGGAUCAGCUGCGCGCCGUCGGGCGAGCCAUCCGGAACGCAUUUGAAGGGCACGGCACCCACGAGGCCCGCACGAGGCUUGGCAAGCGCGGCGGCGUCUCGGUCCUCGCAACCCACGUCAACCGGACGCAGGACUCAGCCCGAGCGCUGCUCGAGGGCCUGCUGGGCAGCGCCUCGCGCGCCGCUGACGUGUCCAUCGAGGUACAGCAGCCGGGCGAGAAGCUGUGGCUGUACCCAUCGCGGGGCUGUGACGGCCUCGCCUCGGCGGACGACGCCGCGAUGCGGGCGUGGGGGGUUGCAAUAUCGUCCGGCUCGCCGCCGGUUGCGCACUGGGCGCUCGGCGAAAAGAUGGAUGGCGACGGCAGCCUGCCGGCGGCCCAGCUCCUCAACCUCAACGACCUCUACCAGACGCGCUGGUGCCACGGAGGCUUCCGCGACGGCUGGCCGUGCGAGGACACGGCGGGGCCUUCGUACGACGGCACUGCGUGCGACCACUGGGCGCUCACCCACUUCGCCACGGUCGUCGAGACGGUUCAGGACACCACCUGCGCUGCCGGCGGCGGCAGCAGCGCCGAAGACGACCGGCGCGCGCUGCGGCUGAUCGCUGGCCGGCUGCUCCACGAGGUGUCGACCUUCGUGGAGCUCGGCAAGCCGCACGCGGCGGUGCGCUACUUUUCGGGCCACGACUCGACCCUGGUGCCUCUGCUCUCGGCGCUGGGCCUCUGGGGCGGCAAGGCGGCGGCGCUGUGGCCGCCGUACGCGAGCACGGUCGCGUUCGAGGUAUGGGCGGACGUCGACGGCGCCGAGACGGUGCGUGUGCGCUACAACGGCCUCGAGGUGUUUCCGCCUCUCAUGUACGGCGAUGGCGAGAAGCAGAGAGAGACGGCGGGAGAGAAGGGAGGGGGCAGGCUGAGCCCGGCGGAGACGCGGCACGCGCUGCGCGGCUUAUCGAUGGGCGAACACGAGUGGUUCGAUGCGUGCGGAGUGCCGCACGACAGCUGA